CGAUUGCUAUUGAUAGGUUAUAUAAUGAAGACCAUAGGGUGGUUAAGAAGCACUUUCUCACGUAGAGAAAGUAAAACAUUGUAUUGUCUGCUCGGAGAUAGGAGUAAAAUGGGGGUUAUCCACUAAGAUGGACACAACUCUAUUAGGGAUAGGAGCUGGAGAGGCGCCAAGACCUGGUUUCCAUGACCACUCACACCGGGACUAGCAGUGGCCUGGUUCCAAACCAUGUACCUGGGCUCUGUGACCUUAUGCUCCACGUGCAUCCCUUCCCUCUCCAUCCACCUACCCCAUAUACCUGUUGCGAUCCUUAAGAAGUCUGGAGACGGCUCACCCUGGAUACGGCUGUCACGGCGUCUCUCGAUCCAAUCUAGCCAGGACGAAACGUCGCACUGCCAGCCGAGAUUCACCAGUGGGAAGCGCUUGUGUGGCCCAUAGCUUUGUACUGACCUCGCGGUUGGGGGUUGCACGGGGACGAUGAACAAAGGAGGAUCGAGGCCUUUGAGAUAAAAGGGCUCCGCCGCACACUGAGGAUCCCCUGGACAGCCCCCGCCGGAUAAAUAAAUCGACCCUCGAUGAAAUGGGCUUCCAAGAGCAGGUUCCUCGAUUCGAUGGAGAGAGAUCAUCUGGGAUGCGUCCUGCGGAAGCCCGGAGACUACGUGGAGAAGGUAACUCGAGGCUUGGUCCAAGCGGCUGGCCCAGAAGAACUGGCAUUAGUGGUGCUGUUGCUUGGACAGGGCGCACUAUGGAAGAGCUUCGCAAUAACUUCCGCAGAUGAAUCGCUGUGACGUUGAGUAGUCCAUCUCGCGGCUAGCCCUCGCAUCGUGGAAGACUAGAAACAAAUAUUGGCUGAAAAAACCUUCGUGCUGUCAUGAACCAAAGUUUAGUCGAGGAUAAAGCACCCCACGCCAGCAAAGGUAGGUAAGAGGUGGAUAAAUGAGAUGGUAGGUAGGCGUUAGAGUUGAGUGAAUUCACAGCCAGCAAAUAUGAAUAAAAAACAUUUUGUAUUAAAAAUAAAUCUAGGAAAUGAACAUGGAGUAGCCCGAACGGUGAAUUUUAAAUCAGAUUGACUUGGAGAUUAAAAAUUAAUGAAAGAACAUUUGGAUUAAAAUCUAUAUUAAAAGAGGAAUGAGUCUUGUGUUGUGACGUCACGUUGACUCGCAGGCAUCGCGCGGGACGCCCAUCAGGCCGAGGGGUCCUUUCACAAAGUAAGGUUCUGAUUGGUUCCCGUUUUCUUCGCCAGUGGCCAUCUUACGUAGGGAAGGGCGCCGUGAUAGGGACAUCACGUGGGUGCUACGCCGGCUCUGUGGGGGCCUCCGUUCCCCACCUAACAUGGUGGAAGCUGCUUCACGCUGGGACGCGCGGUACCGAGUCGCCGCGUCGCUAUGGGAGCGGCGCGGUUGCUGCUGCUGCUGCUCGCGUUGAGCGCCACGGAGCGUGGGGAGCAGGAGACGCCGCGCACAGCAGGAGCCGCCGGCUGCCCCCGCGGCGCGUUCAGGCUGCCCGGCAUGGCGCGCUGCGAGCCGCUGCUGGGCUGCACGGAGAUGCGGGGCGCGGUGCGGCCCCGUGGGCUCCUGGGGCAGGGCGCCGUGAAGCAGGUUCACCUGGCGGAGUGGCGCGGCCUCACCGUGGCGCUGGCUCGACUCCGGGACCCACGCUACCGCGCCGACAUGCGGCACGGUGUGGCCAUGCUGCGCGGGCUGCAGGGCCCUCACGUGGUGCAGCUGGUGGGGGUGUGCGAGGAGGACGACGCCUUUGUGGCGGAACACCACGCGCUGGGGGCGCUCCACACGGCCGAGCGCGUGCUCCAGGGACACGGCUGGAGGACGCGCAUGGAGGUGGCGAUGAGCUACGUGGAGGCGUUGGCAUUUCUGCACGAGAGCCCGCUGGGCACGCGCGUUAUGUGCGACUCCAACGACCUGGCCAAGACACUGUCGCAGUUCCUGCUCACGUCGGAGCUGCGCGCCGUGGCCAGCGACCUGGACGCGUUGCCGCAGGUCGACCGUGGCGCCGGCCGGCUCGCCACGUGCGGCCACCGUCAGCUCGACGGGGAAUUCGUGGCGCCCGAGCAGCGGUGGCCCUACGACGAUCGGCCCUUCGACGAGAGCGCCAUGCCGGGCUACGACGAGAAGAGCGACGUGUGGAAGGUGCCCGACGUUACGGAUUUCCUGCUGGGUGCUGCGCGGGGCAGCGACGUCGCUCGCUUCCAUCUCUUCGGAGUACACGGCCGCUGCAAGGAGCGCGAGCCGGCGCUCAGGCCCAGUGCCGGGGAGCUUGCGCGCACGUACAGGGCCCUGCUGGCAGAGCUGGAGCACGAGGAACUGUGAGAUCCACGCGGCCACACGGCCAAUAAAAACUGUUCGAGUUUGUGAAGCGUCUUAAAAGUGCAACUGCAUUUCAGCAAUCUAUUAGGAUGCGUGUUACAAAGAAGGAGGUGUGUAUGUAAUGUAUGGUGGGGUGGAGCGGUGAUGCAGUGGUUCGUGUACCACGCUGUGAACCUAGCGACCAGAGUUUGUUUCUCAGCCGUGGUUAACAUCAGUGGCAAAUGUUGUCUGAACCGGUCCUGGCCCCCAACUCUUUGCCAACCUACACUGACAAUCGUGGUGAAGUAUGGAUAAACACCAUCCAAGAUUGACACGACAUGGGGAGGUCUUCAUUCAGAGUGGAUUAAAAAGAGUUGUAAAUUGUUUAUUAUGUAUAUAUUUACACACUAUUUGAAGUGAAGAGUCGGGCAACAAAGCAGAAGCGUGGUCUUGAACUGAGGUUGGGAGUCUCCAGCACAGAUGGCUUUGAGCUCCACGAUCUCUAUGAUUGUUCAACUCUCAAACCCAAGCUCCUACAGAGCUGAGACUGUGUAAGCUGAAGAAAGGUCCAUCGCUCGCGUUAUCAACUGGAAAUCGUAUAUGGCACCGACGCAGCUGUGAGACUCGCAGGGCACGACGGGGCCCUGCCGGCUCUCCACACUGUACCCUACACCCACGUUCCCCCUGAAUGUGUCCGGCCAUGUCGGACCUCGGGAACUAAGCAGGCUUGAGGAGUCUGGAUAGAAUUGCUUGACAUUACAUCCCUAGCUUUUACGUGAUAAAUGCCAAAUUCAAUAAAUGAGCAAUAACAAUUGCAAAGUUUUGCACAGGAGUUACAUUUGUGUGUGAAAGCUUGAAGUAAAGGGAUUUCUUUGAGUGCAAAGUCUGUAAAGUUUCCUGAAUUCUCAUCAUGGGUCUACUGUGACAUUGAUCCCGUCUUGUUUGCUUUUUUAAGAGUGAUUCACGCGACCUUUGGUCCAACUUGCUCCUUCCCUCUAAUUCAGACAAAUAAAUGUCACCACUGCAGUUCUCAUCGCAGGAGGCAUGCCCAGGGAACAUUGGGCUCAAUAACACGGAUGAUAACCCAUUAUGGGCAAGACCAGUAUUUGUACAGGUGUAGAGGUUAAUUUUCAGUCUACUGAGGUUAAAUACAACAAUAGUGUCUGUUAUCCUUAGUCUUUAUCGGAAUCUAAUUGAUUGUCCUGUAUAUGAAUGGUAGAGAAACCUUUUGCUAAGCCUGGCUUACUCCCCUGACUGGUUUCCCUUUACAUCUUUCUUCUCAGUGAUCUUUGCGAACCAUUUGUGCGUGGGCGUAGAGGCUGAUGGGCCUGUAGUUCAAGUCGGUUCAAUCAUCAUUUUUUAAUAGAUUAAAGAUUGAGACAGCAUUCCACGAUUGAGGUCUACUUGAUGUACAGACAUUUUAUAGUCGGUCUGUACAUUUUGUUCCAACUGGUUCAACUUCUCUGUGGCCCUGAUCUUGCUGCGAUUACAGCGGUUGACGGAUCAUUCAAAUAUUAAAGUUCAACAGUACUCCUGCA
This is a messenger RNA of Petromyzon marinus (sea lamprey), 3838 nucleotides long. RefSeq names its product protein O-mannose kinase (gene POMK). Gene Ontology annotation, molecular function: carbohydrate kinase activity; ATP binding; protein kinase activity. NCBI's taxonomy places the organism in Eukaryota, Metazoa, Chordata, Hyperoartia, Petromyzontiformes, Petromyzontidae. The record is from RefSeq and is a predicted model, not a curated record. Gene Ontology annotation, cellular component: endoplasmic reticulum membrane. Gene Ontology annotation, biological process: protein O-linked glycosylation; carbohydrate phosphorylation; protein phosphorylation.